UGCUGAGCCGGAAGCGGGCUUCCAGGAACGAGGGUUCUCUUCACAUCAGUCCGAAGGAAACCUUGGUGUUCAUGGAUUCGUAAAGAAUCACCUUCUCUGCAGAGUUGCUCCACUUUGGCUUCUCUCCUGCGGCUUGGAUCAUGUGUGAGUGAAAACCUAGGAGACAGUUGCCAGCUGAGCUAGUAACAAUGGAAUUGCAUGAAUCAGUGACCUUUGAGGAUGUGGCUGUAGACUUCAGCCAGGAAGAGUGGACCCUGUUGGACAUGUCCCAGAGAAAACUAUUUAGAGAUGUGAUGCUGGAGAACAUCAGUCAUCUGGUUUCAAUUGGCAAACAACUCUAUAGAUCAGAUGUGAGUUCCAAUUUGGAGCAAGAAGAGCAACUUUCAAGAGAAGGGACUGGUAUUCUGCAAUGCCACAGUCAAGACAAGGAAGAUGAUCUUAAAAAACUAGAAAUUAUAUCCAUGCAAGACAUCUGCAGGAAGGACAUGUCCUUAAUCAGUGUAAUGAAAUCUCACAAUCAAGAGGAUCUUUUUGAAUAUAAUGAUUUGGGAGAAAAUUUUACUAAAAUCUUAACAUUGACUCAAUAUGUAAUACCUCAAAUGAGAAGGAAACCCUGUAUCAGCCAAGAAUUUAGAAAAGACACCAGUUACAUGUCAUCCUUUAGUCUACAUAAGCACAUUCAUGCUAGAAGUAAAUCACAUGAAUAUCAUCGUGGGAAUACCUUUAUUCAGAACUCUGCCCUUAGACAAACCAAUGAUUCUCUAACUGAAGAAAAAACAUUUGAAUGUCAUGUAUGUGGGAAACCGUUCAGUAAAAACUCUAACCUUAGACGACAUGAGAUGAUUCACACUGGAGUGAAACCACAUGAGUGUUGUCUAUGUGGGAAGGCUUUCACUCACUGUUCUGACCUUAGAAAACAUGAGAGGAUUCACACUGGAGAGAAAUCAUAUACGUGUCAUCUGUGUGGGAAAGCCUUCAGUAAAAGUUACAACCUUAGGCGACAUGAGAUGAUUCACACUAGAGAAAAGCCACAUGGAUGUCUUCUGUGUGGAAAAGUCUUCAUUCAUUGUUCGGACCUUAGAAAACAUGAAAGAACUCACUUUGGAGAGAAACCAUAUGUAUGCCAUGUAUGUGGUAAGACAUUCAGUAAAACUUCUUACCUUAGACAACAUGAGAGAACUCACAAUGGAGAGAAACCUUAUGAAUGUCAUGUAUGUGGGAAGGCCUUCACUCACUGUUCUCACCUUAGAAAACAUGAGAGAACCCACACUGGAGAAAAACCAUAUGGAUGUCACCUAUGUGGAAAAGCCUUUACUGAAUCUUCUGUUCUUCGACGACAUGAGAGAACUCACACUGGAGAGAAGCCAUAUGAAUGUCACCUGUGUUGGAAAGCAUUCACAGAUUCUUCUGUCCUUAAACGACAUGAAAGAACUCACACUGGGGAGAAACCAUAUGAAUGCCACCUAUGUGGGAAGGCCUUCAACCAUUCUUCUGUCCUUAGGCGCCAUGAGAGAACUCACACUGGAGAAAAACCAUAUGAAUGCAAUAUAUGUGGUAAAGCCUUCAAUAGGAAUUAUAACUUUAGACUCCAUAAGAGAAUUCACACUGGAGAGAAGCCGUAUAAGUGUUACGUAUGUGGGAAAGCCUUCAGUAAGUAUUUUAACCUUAGACAACAUGAAAACACAUGCUAUAAAGAUAAUAAAUGUGGAAGAUUCACCACCUGUAGCCUCAAACUAUAAACACUCUUGAUGACUCGCACACUGAAGAAAAACUAUAUAAUUAAUGUAGAAGAGUCUUUAUCCUUGUUACUUAAACCGAACUCAAAGUGCAGACAAUCUCUAUAUGUCAUCUAUAUGACAAAACCUUUAUACAGUGGACUGAUACAGUGUAUGACCUGGGAGGACUCAAACUUUAAAGGGAAUGAAUGGCAGACACAGCUCUGUUAAACAAAAUGGAGAAACCACGUGUCAUGAAAAAUACAUGUCUAUGAUCAGUGUAAUCAACUGACUUUAUCCUCUAAAGUGAACUGCACAAGAGAAAUCCUAGAUCUAUAAACUGCAGUGUCGUUCAACUUAACACCGUUCUUGGCAUGCAGAAGGGAAUUCACUGUUGAGUUAUUGCCGUAACAAGACAUAAGUGGAAAAUAAUCAUUCCUAGGAGGAAAACAAGGAAUUUGUCAAAGGGCUUUGUUCAACAAGAACUAGGACAUAAAGACUGAGGAUAUUUGGAGUAUUCCCACUCCCAGAGUGCCUCAUCUGCUAAGAUUAAUAUAUAUAAUGACAGAGCACUGGCCCUCCUAGGGACAGGCAGAAAACACUUGACAAUGAGAGAGCAGAAAAAAAACCAAGAGAAUCUGAUCUUGCCUAUAUUCUCUGAUCACAACAGUCAUGAAUCCACAAAUCACCAACUGGGAAUGAGACAAGUCCCAGCCCCUGCCAUAUGCAAAUGCAGAAGGCUAGGAGAGAAAAAGUUUGAGCUUCUUAUCUGCUGGGAUAAGAAGAGAAGGCCUUGUUCUUGGUGUUCACUAGAACAUAACUAAUAUCCCUGUUUCAGAAGUAGCAAAACUGAGAAAAGAGAUGCUUAUAAUCUGUUUAGUUCAUGUUUUCAUAAGGGAGUAUGGAAUGCCCUUCUCAAUUGCCCACUUUACUCCUGUGCUUUUGUUUGAAAAAUUUGUAUUGUUGCUGUAAUUUCAAACUCAUUUUGUUUUCUCUGCUUAAAAUGUUAAACUCUCCCAAAAGUGAUUAAAAUUAGCAGUAAAAUGGAUGGUGUCCUGAAAUGGAGAAACAAAAGUACAGUUGGUUUAAAAAAAAAAUGUUAAACUCAUCCACUAAUGUCAUGUACAGACCAUACUUCCCCUAACCCAGCACUAUUAAAGUUCCCAUUUUCUUCAGGUUUCUUGUAACUUUGUGUAUGAUAUAUAAUAAUUAUUGUUACAAAGUUCUUUCCAACUCCAAUAUAAAGAUAUGUGUAUGUUCAUGUCUUUAUUUUCCUAUCAACUUUACUGCUUUGACAAGAUAACUCUCUUUUUAUGUCAGACAUUGUCUAUAAAUAAGGUAGAGUGUGAGGUUGAUGUUUUUUUUACCCAGAGAGGUUGGCUGUUCUCUCAGGCAGAUGGAGUGUAGACACAGCACUUUCUCCAUUCAGGAACAGCCUGGGUUGCAGCUUUGAUGUCAGUUACUCUGACUUUCAUGCCUUUCAGGUCAGUAUAAAUUUAUUGCAGGCAUCUUUCAAAGUACCACAAACAGAAGGUAGUACACUGGCAUUGUUGCCUUGUCCUCAACUAAUAACAUAUAGGGAAAAGCAGCCUAGUAUUGGAGAUUCUACAUUUCAAUCAGCCCACACCAGACCAUGUAUCCUGAUAACCAUCUGCUUGUUUUUAUUCCCUGUUGUAUCUUAAAUAGUUUUCACUGUUUCCCCAGAUGUGGAAAUAAGAUCUCAACUUUCCUAAUGAGGACUCAUCCUUUUUUGUAAUGUUAGUUCUUACAGUCUCUAGUUCCACAAUUCUUUUAAUUCAAAAA
Molecule: messenger RNA, 3518 nt
Organism: Manis pentadactyla (Chinese pangolin)
Lineage: Eukaryota; Metazoa; Chordata; Mammalia; Pholidota; Manidae
Gene: ZNF596
Product: zinc finger protein 596
Biological process (GO): regulation of transcription by RNA polymerase II
Cellular component (GO): nucleus
Molecular function (GO): DNA-binding transcription activator activity, RNA polymerase II-specific; RNA polymerase II cis-regulatory region sequence-specific DNA binding
Source: RefSeq, a predicted model, not a curated record